Messenger RNA from Babjeviella inositovora NRRL Y-12698, 240 nucleotides. RefSeq lists its product as uncharacterized. The transcript has a single exon. The record is from RefSeq and is a predicted model, not a curated record. Bases 12 to 215 code for a protein of 67 amino acids. Lineage: Eukaryota; Fungi; Ascomycota; Pichiomycetes; Serinales.
AGAAAGCAGAAAUGGACGAAUUACGGUCGACAAGAGUGUCAUUAGAAGCAAUCAACUCUCUCACCAAGGGUAUUCUCAAGGAUGUGAAAACAUCUGUGAGCAAUCAGCACGCAAUAGGUGGUAUGUACAGAGACCGAGAAUACCAGUGGACGAUACUAACAGGUAUAGCUGACAUCAAAGGAAUUCAGAGCAUUGUCAACCGAAUCCCCAAAUAAGUCUUGAUCAUCUAAAGUAUCCCCA